Drosophila obscura is the source of this 1106-nucleotide messenger RNA. RefSeq names its product GS homeobox 1. The record is from RefSeq and is a predicted model, not a curated record. Bases 168 to 1106 code for a protein of 312 amino acids. Lineage: Eukaryota; Metazoa; Arthropoda; Insecta; Diptera; Drosophilidae. Gene Ontology annotation, biological process: regulation of DNA-templated transcription; central nervous system development; neuron differentiation. Gene Ontology annotation, molecular function: DNA-binding transcription factor activity, RNA polymerase II-specific; DNA binding. The transcript has a single exon.
ACCCUCGAAUGGGCCAUCAGGGGUGAGUGUGAGCGAGUGUGGAAAACAACCCCCAAGACAGGGUCGCUACCUAUAUAAGAUACGGAUAGCGGUCCAGCAGCCAGACAGUCUCGUUCAGUCAGCGAUCGUGUUCACUACCUCAGUCUAGGCCAAGCUCAAUAAAGAAAAUGUCGCGCUCUUUCCUGAUGGAUUCCCUGCUCAGCGAUAUGCCGCCCUUAAGCAAGCAAAAGGAACCUUCCAGCUCUGCUAGUCAAGGAGCCAGUGCAACGGCCUCCGCGGUGGCCGCAGCCGCCAUGUUGCCCACCAUCCCCAUUCUGCCAUAUCCGGCCAGCUAUGUGAGCAGCUACCUCUUCUCCCUGGGCAUCCAGCAGCAGCAACAACAACAGCAGGCAGCCAUGGCAGCAGCAGCUGCACUCCAGCAACAUCCCCAUGCCCAUGCCGGAACCGUGUCCGGCUCGCUCUAUCAUCCGUAUGCCCAGCUCUUCGCCACCAAGAGGAAGUCAAGCGGGUUCAGUCAGUACGAGAGCUGCUACCCAUCGCCGCCGCUCUCGGCCAAUCCAAGCAGCGGCUCGCAGCAGAUGCCUCUUCACUCGUUAUAUGCAGCAGCUCCAGGAGCGGCCUGCCCUCUGCCCCUCCCCGAACCAGGCAGCUUUUGCACAUCACCCUCGGCGUCCUCGUCGGCUUCCGUGGAUUACACCAACAACUUUGAUGAUCAGCCACAGGGGAAGCGCUUUAGGCACGAGUCCUCCUGUUCCCCCAACAGUUCCCCACUGAAGUCAUCGGCCGUGCCAUCGGACAUCACCCCACUCAUCAGCGACUAUGCCGAUUCGAGCAAACGGAUUCGCACCGCCUUCACCAGCACGCAGCUAUUGGAGCUGGAAAGGGAGUUCUCUCACAAUGCCUAUCUGUCCCGGCUGCGUCGCAUCGAGAUCGCCAAUCGGCUGCGGCUCUCCGAGAAGCAGGUUAAGAUUUGGUUCCAGAAUCGUCGUGUGAAGCAGAAGAAGGGUGGCUCCGAGAGUCCCACAUUCAAUAUUUCCACCAACUCUGGUUGCAGUCCCCAGACCUCGCCCCUCGGCAAAGUGUGCGAGCUGAAGGUAGAAGCUUAA